AUGAUAAAUAGUAACAGAGAGAAAGCUAUUAGGAGAAUUACUCUGCUGAAGAAACACUUUGAUCCCUCUGAAGACUUCAAUAGAGAAUUAGACAACUGUACUUUCGAUUUUGAUCUUGCUCUCAGAGUAGUGAAUGAUCUUCGCCCCAAGGUUCAUCACCAGGUGAUAGCUGCAGUAGACUCCAUCAUGAAGCAGAAUCACUUCAAAGAAAAGUCAAGGGAAGCAGCUCGGUUUAAGGCCAAUUACUGGGUCAAGAAGAUCUUGUCCGAACUCUAUGAUAGGGGAGUGCUGACUCCUCAUAAAGUCAUUGAUCAUCCUGACUUACUGAACAGAUGUAUUAUGGGAAUCAGUCCGUUUGGAGGAGAGAUCAGCACUAAAUUUGCUAUCCAAAUUGGACUUUAUCUGAAGAGUAUCAAGAAUAUGGGAACUGAGAUCCACCAAGAUGAACUUCUCAGGGCAGCUACCUUGGAGGAUUAUGGCUGAUUUUGAUUGACAGAGCUUGGACACGGAUCGGAUGUGAGUAAGUUGGAAACAACUGCUCAUUUUGAUCCUAUCUCCAACCAGUUCAUCUUCAACUCGCCUACAGAGACGUCAAGGAAAUUUUGGAUUGGAAAUCUGGCCAGCACAGCUACCAAAGCUGUAGUCUUUGCUCAGUUGAUCAUAAACGGAGUCAGGCAUGGAGUUCAUGGCUUUCUGAUACAAAUCAGAGACCCUGAAAUCCAUGAGCCAUUAUAUGGGCUCACGAUCGGAGAUUGAGGAGACAAGAUCGGAAUGCAAGGAAUUGAUAAUGGAUGGAUUAUGUUCGAUAACUUCAAAGUUGGAAAGAAUUCUCUACUUAAUAAAUAUGCUGAUAUCUCUCCAGAUGGAGUUUAUACUUCAACAAUCACUUCUAAAGCUAAGCUAAUGGCAGUGCAACUUGGAAGCUUGAGUGGCGGAAGAAUCGCUAUCACUCAGGUGAGUAACGACUGUGCUCUUGCAGUUUCAUCAGGAGCUCUGAGAUAUUGGGCCGUCAGGAAGCAAUUUAAAAAUCCUAAAACUAAGAAAGAAACGAGACUUAUAGACUAUAGUAUUAAUCAUUAUAGAUUGAUCACUAGAUUUGCUCGUCACUUUGUACAGCAUGCUGGGAUAGCUAAGAUCACUGAAUUUUGGGAUCAAUUUUUACAAGGUGGAUCUGGCCCAGACAAUAAAAUGACAGGUUUUGCUCAUUUAAUAUCAUCUGUUUCAAAGGCAAUCUACACAUGGAAUACAUUUGACACUUGCAGUGAAGGAAGACAAGCAUGUGGAGGCUUAGGUUUCUCAAGCUAUAACGCGCUUGGCUCAAUUAUCCCAGUUAUGGACUUAAAUAGAACUUGGGAAGGAGACAAUAACGUUCUGAUGCAGCAAGCUGGAAAAUUAAUUUUGCAAAAUCUGGCUUACGUAUUUACAGAAAAGCCUUUGAUGCCAACCUUUGAAUUUUUAACUUCUGAAAUUCCUUUGGUUACUCCAUUUAGAAAAACACUAAAUGACGUCACCAACCUUUUAAAGCUAUUAACAAUAAGAGCUGAAACCUUGAUCCAUCAAACAGGGAUGAAGCUACAGUUUGCUGAUGAUAAGGUAGAAGCUUGGGACAAGCUUCUACCUUUCAACAUUUAUCCAAUGACUUUUGCCUACUUUGAUAGGUUCCUUUUGCAGAACUAUGUUGACUUCUUAGCGAGACUCGAAGAGGACGAGAACACCCAGAAGGUUUUCACCCUCCUGGGUAUUGUCUUUGCUCAGAAGACCAUCACUGAAAACGGUGAGUUCUUCAAAGACUAUCUGACCAACGGUCAGAUGGAAGAACUCAAGGAGACUCUGAUGGAGAAUCUUGCCAAACUCCGUAAGGAAGUAGUAGGCUUGUCCUACUUGCUACCCUUUACUGAUAAAAUGCAAGGAGCCAUCUCCAAAUUUGACAUGAAGCCGUAUAAGAACUUUUUGGAUUUUGUUGAAAAGGCAGAGAGGAAAUCUGAUUAUAAUUUUGAUGAUGACGUUGUGAUUCCUUCGUGUAGUUAA
Messenger RNA from Moneuplotes crassus, 2028 nucleotides. Lineage: Eukaryota; Ciliophora; Spirotrichea; Euplotida; Euplotidae. The record is from the annotation of a GenBank genome assembly.